Molecule: messenger RNA, 1893 nt
Organism: Hippocampus zosterae (dwarf seahorse)
Lineage: Eukaryota; Metazoa; Chordata; Actinopteri; Syngnathiformes; Syngnathidae
Product: xin actin-binding repeat-containing protein 1-like
Exons: 1
Coding region: 143-1834 (563 amino acids)
Biological process (GO): actin cytoskeleton organization; actin filament organization
Cellular component (GO): focal adhesion; stress fiber
Molecular function (GO): actin filament binding
Source: RefSeq, a predicted model, not a curated record
GAUCACAGCACAGAACUCAACAAGCUACCUGGAACAAAAUGGAGGCUUUAAAUUGUCCACUUCUGAGCUUGUAACCGCUCCGUCACACCCGCGAAAGAAACCACAGAGCCCGAAGCCAGCUUUGCCACCAAAGCCACAAUGGAUGAAAGCGGCGGUCGUAGAUGAACCAAAGUUGUCGCCUCUAAAUAAAAGCAAUCCGGUGCCUCAUCAAAAUGCUCAACGUUACGCACAGCUUCCCACCGACAAGUUGAUUGAAGACACAAGCUCCACGCCUGCACCGAGGGACGAAAAAUCAAACCGCCACCCGACAAAGUCAAAUUCCACUGGAUCGGAGACGGGGAGAAAAGUCAUCCGGAAAAUGAAUGCGGCGAAGGAGAUGCACGACGAGUACGCGAAAGAUCAUGAGAACAAUUCCAAGCAUGAACUGAACAUAAGCUUGCAGGCUGCGUUCACUGAUUUUGAUCAAACGGGCGGUGGGACCCUGAACAAAAACGCCAAGAGCCCCCAAAAUGUCGUGAAUGUCAAAGGUGAGGUGAAGAAACCAUCGAAACACACAGGCACCGCUCAACACUGCAGUUCAAACCUCUCGCCUCCGGAUAAACAACACUUCAAGAGGGAUGAGUCCGAGACAAACAGUCCAGCGAGCGCGUGCCAAACAGCAAAAAACACCAAUGACAAUGAGAACAAAGUCGUUUUACGACAGAAGAAAGGCGGCGAGACGGAGAGCCAGAGACGACAGAGGCUUUCCUUGCACAUGGAAGAGAUCAUGAAAGGAAACGUGAAGGCCGCCAUGGAAAUCUUUGAAAGUAUGAGGAAACGAGAGGAACUCAAGGGAAUCUUGUCUCAGGUGCAGGAGAUUGAAGGACAAAACAGGAACGCAGAGGUGAGCUCGUUUAAGACAUUUUGCAACAACGUCCCCGGUCGGACGGUGCCAUCCGGCGACGAUUCAAAGCAAAGCAAAAUGGAAACACGGGACGACGACCUCGAAAGUGUUUCUUCGGUGGAAACCGCAUUUGAGGAUUUGGAGAAGGCAAGCAAGGAAAUCAUAAACCUGAAGGAGCAAACUUUGGCCAAGCUCCUUGACAUCGAGGAGGCCAUUAAAAAGGCGCUGUACUCCGUUUCCAACCUGAAAUCUGAGGCGGACAUCGCAGGCUUGUCAGGACUCUUUGAUGAAUCCUUGAAGUCAGAGCAACACGUUCAACCCGCCAGCAAUAUCCGGAAAAUCAGCAUCGUGUCAAGCAAGGCCAAAUCGGGUCAAGGAAACACACGCACAAAGAGUCACCCCGGUGACUCAAGUCUGCCCACGCAAGAAGCAACCAGGCAAGCAAACAACAAAGUUCCUAGCCAGUCAUAUUCCCAGUCGUCGCCGUCGUUUAUAUCCAUUCAUUCGGCUGCCCGAAAGCCCGUCGAACCACCAUUGAAGGACACCAUGACAACAAUCAAACUAGCAGCGGAGAGGAAUGGGCAAGAGGGCCUCACCCAAGGGUCCGUUCACAGCCCAGCAGAACGGAAGGUCAGCGUGCUGGAGGUGCAAACAGCUCCGGAGGAACCGGCGGGAAUCUUUGGCACAAAGACCGUCAGUGAAACAUACAAAGAGACGGACGGCUUUGGCAACGUGUUUGUAUCUUCCGUCACGUCGACAUUUGUCACCAAACAGUCCACCGACGAAUCGGCCGCUGUGUUUGAGGUGGGAGGGGCCCCAAAUGCAUUUGAAGUCGUGACAUCCCCGUUACCGCAAACGUCUCGUCGCCCUUCUGAGGACGAGGCGCCGAGUCAUACCAAUGAGAAAGGGAAAGUGUUUGUCACAUUUAGCCAACCCAAGGAAAAACGGUGAACGGAUGCAUCUCGCCAAGGAAUUGCAUUUGUGUUUUCGGGUUUUGUUUAGCCCCCCCC